This is a messenger RNA of Lolium perenne, 1524 nucleotides long. RefSeq lists its product as uncharacterized. Gene Ontology annotation, cellular component: mitochondrial small ribosomal subunit; ribosome. Gene Ontology annotation, molecular function: structural constituent of ribosome. NCBI's taxonomy places the organism in Eukaryota, Viridiplantae, Streptophyta, Magnoliopsida, Poales, Poaceae. Gene Ontology annotation, biological process: translation. The record is from RefSeq and is a predicted model, not a curated record.
GUACUGGGGGUUUCGAUAGUAUGUACUAAAUUACUUUGUACGAAUGCACAUCUCGGCCGUCGGGUAGCUGAUCACCAUUUCAAAGUCUAUAUCCGUGGUUCAAGAAAUGGAAUUGCUAUUCUCGAUUCAGACAAGACACUGAUUUGUUUACGAAACGCUCUUCAUUUUAUAGGAUCUCCCAGUCGUCAAAAAGGCCGUUCCUUCUUUUUAAAGACCAAUCAUUUAUUUUAUUUGGAGAUAAUGGAAGAAAUGGCGAGCUAUUUAAGAAGCUAUUUAAGAAAUGUGAAUUCUCAUUGUUUCGAUGAUUCUCAAUGGAAGAUCGGGGCGUUUUUGACCAAUUCUUUUGCAAAUAAAAAAAAAUUCCGUUCAAGAAAGAAGAAGAUCCAUUUUGGGCUGAACCAACAACCUGAUUGUGUGGUUAUUCUGAAUGCAGAUAGAAAGUCUUCGGUCAUACUGGAAGCUGAUCGAUCACAAAUACCUAUACCAUCCUUAGGUGAUUCUACGAUCCCAUGGGAAUCCUAUAAAAGAAUCACUUAUCCCAUCCCAUCUAGGGAUACUAUAGAAAUAGUUUACUUUUUUUGUCAUUCGAUCAUGAAAACAGUGAUCAUUGAACAGAAAGCGAUGACGGUGGAAACUAAAUCCCGAAUCAAAAAAACCAAUUCCACUUUCCCUAGGGGGACCAUGGUGAGAGGAGCCUCCUCCUCAACCUCUUCCCCAAAAAGGGGAAGGGGAAACUAUUAUUGCAUUUGGAGGCUUCUUUUCACUCUAGCGGCUGUUGUGGUAGCAACCGUUUUUUUACAAGUUGAUCCCUCUUUUUUCGCGUCCGAUCAAGCUAGGGAACUUCUAAUCGAAUGGAUUAUAUCACUUUCGCAAUCUGCUUAUCAUAUUUUGAGGGCAAUUUUGGAAGAAACCUGGAAUGGACGUGAGCGCUGUGCUCCCAUGGGAGGGACGGAACUGGAAAGUCCUUCCCGUUCGGGGGAGGAAACGUACAAAGCCCCACACGUUCAUCUAAUGCUAUCAUCUGAUAGUGAUAGUGAUAGCGUUAACCAAGGGGGUGGGAGCGAUUUAAGUAUUGACCUCAGCCGAACGGCUGAGUGUCAGGAACAUAUUCGGCAAUAUGCCGAAACAAUAAAAGAUUUUAGAAUUGACGAGCAAUUUGAGAGUUUCAAAAACGAUGAAUUCACUAAACCGCUCUAUGAGCAAUUAUGUGCCUACGUGGGAGACGCGGAUGCUGUCAAAAACGAAUGUCUCCGGGAAAUCUCGGAGAACUUUGAUUCAACAGACGCCGGAUUAAUUGAUUUCGUCAAGCAGACGGAUACUAGUGAAGGGCAAAGAGUAGUUAUAUUUGAUCUUAUCAAGCUUCAUAUUCUAGAUGAGCUAGAUAAACUCCCACCCGAACUACAACUAAAUGCAAUGAGAUAUACUAACUUAUUAUUCACACGAGUAGCUAAUAAAGAAUGGGGGAAGUACGUAAUAGGUCUCAAAUUUUCUGAUAACAAGAAUGACUACUGUAUUCACCACUAA